AUGCCGGCUGUAGCGCCAAAGCUCACUAAAAACCAGCUCAAGAGAGCAAGAAGAAAAGCCAAAAGACAUGCUGCUGCAGAUGAGUCGAGGAAUAAUCCGUCUGAAAGCGAGUCUAGCAAGACUGAAACAUCGAUAUCCAAUCCCGACACGGACGACGAUCACUCAAUACCUAGUCUCCCUCUAGAAACAGAUGAUACCUUGUGGGAAAUGUACAAGGAUGUUAUUAGCAAAUUCGAACCCGGUGCUGGGGAGACCUUGGAUAAAGAACCCGAGAAGCCUCAGGUCUACUUUGACGAUGACGAUGAAAUCCCAGAUGAAGAGGAAGAGAAGGCGCCAAAGUUGUCUAAGAAAAAGCGAAAAGAAAUGAAUAAGAUAUCAGUGGCAGAACUAAAGGCCUUGGUUCGAAAGCCAGAAAUAGUCGAGUGGACGGACACGUCAGCUUCAGAUCCACGGCUUCUCGUCCAUAUCAAGGCAUAUAGGAACGUAGUUCCUGUCCCUGCUCACUGGUCAUUGAAGCGAGAAUAUCUCUCCUCCAAGCGUGGUGUGGAGAAGCCGCCAUUUGCUCUCCCAAAAUUCAUCCAAGAGACUGGCAUUUCAGAAAUGCGUGAUGCGGCUCUGGAGAAACAAGAACAGGCGACUUUAAAACAGAAGCAAAGAGAGAGGGUUCAGCCUAAGAUGGGUAGACUAGACAUUGACUAUCAAAAACUAUAUGAGGCUUUUUUCCGAUUCCAGACCAAGCCGGAACUGACCCGCUAUGGAGAGGUCUAUUACGAAGGCAAGGAAUAUGAAACCAACCUUCGGCACCUGCGACCUGGCGAACUCAGCGAUGAGUUGAAGGAGGCGCUUAAUAUGCCACCAGGGGCACCACCACCUUGGCUGAUCAAUCAGCAAAGGUUCGGCCCUCCACCUUCCUAUCCUGCACUUAAAAUCCCAGGACUCAAUGCACCUCCACCCCCUGGUGCGAGUUGGGGGUAUCACCCAGGUGGAUAUGGAAAGCCCCCAGUUGAUGAACACAACAGACCUCUAUAUGGUGGUGACAUUUUUGGUGUCCUCCAGACUCAGCAAAAUGUGCAACAAGGAGAGCCUGUUGAGAAGGAUCUCUGGGGUGAGUUGCAGCCACCUGAGGAAGAGUCAGAAGAAGAAAGUGAAGAGGAAGAAGAAGCCGAAGAAGAGGAUAUUGGUGAAGGUUUGCAGACGCCUAGCGGUCUGGAGACACCGAGUGGUAUUGUGUCCACGGUGCCUUCUGAGUUUGGAACGGCAGAGAGUGUUUCUGGGGAGUUCGAUGUUCGCAAACAUCAUCGGGGAACGGAAACCGAAGAAUCUACGCAGCCCAAGACCGCCUAUCAAGUAAUACCAGAACAGAAGUCUCGAGUCCAGGGAUUUUUCGGCGGUGAUAGAGUAUAUGAUCUCAAGGCUGUUGAGAAUAAUAUUCCAGUCCUUGGAGCUGAUGAGGAGACCCGCAAACGGAAGAAGCCCGGCGAUGUUGACGUGUCAAUGGAUCCCGACAUGUUGCAGAGUCAUGAUGGAAUUAGCAAGGAGAAGCUUCAGAGUUUAUAUGAUCAAGAGAAACAGCAGGAGCAUUCGAACUGGGGCUUUCAGGAAGACCUCAGCGAUAUGAUUGCAAACGAGAGCCGCAAAAGACUGCGAAAAGAGGAAGAAAAACGCAGUAAGCGCUGA
Rasamsonia emersonii CBS 393.64 is the source of this 1677-nucleotide messenger RNA. RefSeq names its product Splicing factor 3b, subunit 2. NCBI's taxonomy places the organism in Eukaryota, Fungi, Ascomycota, Eurotiomycetes, Eurotiales, Trichocomaceae. The record is from RefSeq and is a predicted model, not a curated record. The transcript is spliced from 2 exons. Gene Ontology annotation, biological process: mRNA splicing, via spliceosome. The coding region runs from base 1 to 1677 and encodes 558 amino acids. Gene Ontology annotation, cellular component: nucleus; catalytic step 2 spliceosome; U2-type spliceosomal complex.